AUGGUGGGAAAAAAGCAAAGACAUCUUGUGGCAAACCCUAGAAACAAGAAUAUUACUCCAAGUGCCCACCUUAACUCGUCAAAAUCUAGUGAUGAUCUGGAUGUGCAGGGAGAAGAUAGUUGGGUGAUUGUGAAAAAACAGAGGGUCACCAUUUUGGUGCCUCCUCUACCUGCUGCAAAAAAUUUGAAGACUCGAAACCUGGGACCAAGUCAGCUGGAAGCCAGACCCCAAAAAACAAGUAACCAAAUACAACCUCCAAUUGAUAUAUGUCCUAGAAUAUUGUCUGUUGAUGAAGAAGGAAAGUCCAUGUCACUGGCUCCUGAAAAGAGUAUUCAGUUUGUGAGAAAUGCUCCUUCUCAAGAUCUGCCAACAUUAACUAAGCCACCAAGUGAAGAUUUAAGAAUGGAAGCAGAAAAUACAAAUCAAGUUGGCACCUCAAAAACUUGUGAAAGAUUUGGGGUGUCUGACACCUCAAAAGCUAUCAAGCGGCCUAGGCUAUUACAUUGCCCCAGUGGCUUGAUUGAUGGGGGAAUGCUGCUAAGUCAAAAGCUGAGGGCAUCAAAUCUUGAGAUAAAACUUAAAAGAGCUGGGGGGUUGAGCAGGUGGUUGGCAUCGCUUGGACUGGAUCAGUUUGUGAGGAUUUUCCAGAGGAAGAGUGUUAAUAAAUUUCAGUUGGUAAAUUUAACAAUGAAGAAGCUCAAAGAUAUGGGUGCAAAUGCAGUGGGGCCUAGGAGGAAACUGAUACAUGCCAUUGACUGUGUUUGUCAGUCCUACUGUUUUGAGGCCAUCUGA
Molecule: messenger RNA, 792 nt
Organism: Juglans regia (Persian walnut)
Lineage: Eukaryota; Viridiplantae; Streptophyta; Magnoliopsida; Fagales; Juglandaceae
Exons: 1
Coding region: 1-792 (263 amino acids)
Molecular function (GO): protein binding
Source: RefSeq, a predicted model, not a curated record